Molecule: messenger RNA, 1049 nt
Organism: Emiliania huxleyi CCMP1516
Lineage: Eukaryota; Haptophyta; Isochrysidales; Noelaerhabdaceae
Gene: MIP1
Product: major intrinsic protein
Exons: 1
Biological process (GO): glycerol transmembrane transport
Cellular component (GO): plasma membrane
Molecular function (GO): glycerol channel activity
Source: RefSeq, a predicted model, not a curated record
GAUGACGCCACUGCGCUUCGCCUCCUCCGUUGCGUCCGCGCCCGCCGCUCGCCGCUGCGUCGGCCUCGGCCUCGGAGGCGCAGCCAUCGCAUGGCACGCGAGUCAUCGCACGCCCGCAUGCGAGGAGGCCGCGCCGGGCCGGCGCGAAGCCAAGCUCUUGGUCGCUUCCCCAGCAGAGGCCACGCCGUCGCUGGCUGCGCGCUGCAUUGCGGAGGCCCUCGGCACCGGCAUCAUCGUCGCCGGCGGCUGCGGUGCAGUGUGCACGAGCAAGUACGCGGGCGGCAACUCGACCCUCUUCGGCGUUGCCGCGGCCUGGGGAAUGUCGGUCGCGCUGGCCGUCUACGUGACUCGCGCUGUCUCUGGCGCCCACCUCAACCCUGCGGUGACCUGCGCGCUGGUGGCCAUCGGCAAGGCGCCCGCCGAGGAGGCGCCUCUCUACAUCGGCGCUCAGUGCGCAGGCGCCUUUGUCGCCGCCGGUGUGAACUACGCCAUCUUUUCGGCCGCCAUCGUGGCGCACGAGGCGGCGGCGGGUAUCGUGCGCGGCUCGGCCGCCUCGGCGGCGUCGUACGCCGGCGCCUUUGGAAUGGUGCCCAAUGCAGCCGUCGUCGGCGCAGCCGGCGCCCUCCUCGCUGAGGCGUACAUGACGUCGAUUCUCACCUUCAUCAUCCUCGGCGCGGGAGACGCCGACGCGGCGUCGGUGCCCGCCGGAGCCCAGCCCGCCGUCAUCGGCGCCGCGGUCGCGGCUCUGAUCUGCACGUUUGGGCCCGUCACCGGCUGCGGGAUGAACCCGGCGCGCGACCUAGGGCCGCGGCUGGUGACGCUGUUGACAGGGUGGGGCGGCGCGGCGACGACGGCGUGGUACGCGUACACGGUCGGCCCCGUCAUCGGCGCCGUGGCGGGCGCGUUCGCCUACCAGGAGCUGGUCGCGCCGCACACGAAGCGCAAGGGGGCGUGACAUGGGCCGUGAGCUGUGUGUGAGAGUCUUCCGUCUGACACCCUCACAAACCCCCUCUAGCUAGUACCUAGUAGUCGUGCGCAUCGUCCGCGCG